AUGGCUGAAGGAAACCAACAGGACGCUUUUCUUGGACUCGCUCCAGAGGAUGAGAAAUUCGCUAAGAAUCUCAUCGCUAAGCUUGCUUUGAGUUCGCUGUCAUUGCCAUUGACAGUCACCCGAACCCUCAUUCAACUUGGCCACGAACCCUUCCCGCUGUCGACUGGAAAGACCCUCAUUUGCGCUGGAAGAAAUGCGUAUUUCCUCCCAAAUGCUUUUAGCUACAUGAAGCAAUUGGCUGACACUCGUGGAUACACCACAUUGUGGACCGGACUCGAUUCAGCCAUCGUUUCAUUGGCCGUUCAGGGAAUCGCCUCCCAUCGUACUCAACAGUACAUCGACGAGCACUACCCGAAUAUUGGAGGACCACUUGUUAAUCAAGACAAGGAGGAAGAUGAGCUCACCGAUGCUGAGUCGUUCCGUAGAGUUUUGCGCAACGGCUUCCGCGACUCGGUAGUUCGUGUUGUCGCGUCUGCUUCAUUCGUCAAGUUGCUCAAAUCAUUGGCAACGAGACCAAGUACGCCACUUGUGCUCAGGCAUUGGGAAUUAUCUGGAAAGCAAGAGGGCCCAGGAGGACUUUUCAGUGGACUGGCUCCACAAAUUCUCGGAGAGCUACUCGUCAUCUGGGGAGUUCAUCUUGUGACUCACGGAAUCCAAAGAGCAAUCCUUCGAACCGAAGUCGGAGACACCAAGCAAAAAGACGAGUCUAAAGCCAAGGCUGCCAAGGAUGUGCACAAGUUCAUUCAUACUGCAGUUCCAUUCGUCGUCAACUCUUUCGGCUAUCCAUACAGUGUGGUUUCCAGCGUUAUGGCUGUUGCCGGAUCUGGACUCGCUGUAUCAUUCCUGCCAUACUCUCCAUCUUUCAACAACUGGCAUGGAGCAUGGGACUACCUUCGUCCAACCGGACUGAAGCGUGGAAGUCGUUUGUUCCUCCGUGAACAAGUUGGAGCUGUCACAGUUGGACCAGACCAGCAAUUGUACGCCAGCAAUUCAUACUUCGCAUAA
Messenger RNA from Caenorhabditis briggsae, 1005 nucleotides. RefSeq names its product Protein CBR-MTCH-1 (gene Cbr-mtch-1). The coding region runs from base 1 to 1005 and encodes 334 amino acids. The record is from RefSeq and is a predicted model, not a curated record. NCBI's taxonomy places the organism in Eukaryota, Metazoa, Nematoda, Chromadorea, Rhabditida, Rhabditidae. The transcript has 6 exons.